Wasmannia auropunctata (little fire ant) is the source of this 935-nucleotide messenger RNA. Its product is annotated as proline-rich protein 4-like. The transcript is spliced from 3 exons. The record is from RefSeq and is a predicted model, not a curated record. Lineage: Eukaryota; Metazoa; Arthropoda; Insecta; Hymenoptera; Formicidae. Bases 1 to 675 code for a protein of 224 amino acids.
AUGAGGCUCCUUCUGAUAAUAAUGCUGGUGGUGGCCAGCAGUGCGGCCAUUACCGUUGACAAGUAUUCAAAGCAACGGCACGGUGCUUUUAUAGAGGCAAAGAAACACGGGAAAAGAGGUCUAGAUGGUUUGGAUGGACAUGGUCUACACGAGCAUCAUGAACACAUAUAUGGUCUACCACCACCGGUUUACGAAAUUCCAGCACCAGACGUCGGGUAUCCGGGAUAUGUACCGGAGCCGUCACCCCCGUUCGUCGUCGGACAUCAUCCAGUUGCGCCAGUGCCUGUGCCUGUUCCGCAGCCGGUGCCGCACCCGGUUCCGCAACCGGUAGCAGUACCCGUGGCGGUGCCGGUCGCUAGGCCCAUACCGAUCAUCGCCGUGCCCGUGCCGAUUCACAUCGACCGCGCCGUGCCGGUGCCUAAGCCGUAUCCCGUCGCCGUGGAGAAGAUCGUCCACGUGGACCGGCCGGUCCCGGUGCCGGUCGAGAAGCCGGUGCACGUCCCGGUCGAUCGGCCGGUGCACGUGCCGGUGCCGGUACCGAGACCGUAUCCCGUCGCCUUCGAGAAGAUCGUGCAUGUGGACCGACCGUAUCCGGUGCACGUGGCUGUGCCGGUGCACGUGCCGAAGCCGUACCCGGUCGCCAUACACGCGCACUAUAAGUCACACGGUUGGUAACGCCGCUCCGUUUAACGCAGCGGCGAUACUAUUAUAUAUUUUCGCUAAUAUUAACUACGUAACUUAACACGUGUCCUGAUAUACAACACGUGUCUUAUAAUUUUUAUAUAGUGAUAUUAGCGCAGUCGUCUUGUUUUUGUUACAGAUUUAUUAUUGAUAAAUAAUAUUAUUGAUUAAUUAUUAUUCAUAAUUAAUCUUGCCUGACUGAAAUGUACAUUAGAAAUUGAUUACUGUGUUAGUACUGAGCUUUUGUACGCGUU